AUGUGGGUUUGGCUGCUACAAUCAACCACCACAACAACCUCAACAGAAUCAUCAGCUAAUCGUGGAACUGUGGAAUAUGUGUCUACGUCCAAAGAGUUUGAAAAGAGUGCUGUAUUCCAAACAACCAACCCAAAAAUUGCUCACAAAAUUACUCAAUUGAGUCGAAAUGAGAAACAACCUAAUACAUUAGUUACAAUCCCACAAUCUGGAUCAGUGAACACUAUAUCCAAGUAUGCACGAAGUAUUUCACAACCAAAGGUGAACGCAGAAACGACUCGUUCGGUGCCCGUGGUACGUGCGAAUUACGCCCUUGAAUCAUCUCGUUCACUUGAAGAGCUAUUGAGGAAACGUGAAUCCGAUUUACGGCGUCGCAGAGAACAUGUGGAACGCCUAAUGCAAUGGCAUCGCCGCCUUGACCGGGAAGAAGCUGAAGUUUUACAAAUGGAAAACGCACUGGUUACUUAUACAAAACCCAUUAUUACCGACGUAGUAAAGAAGAUACAUCAGAAUCACGCUGGCGUGGUUCCUAUCAAAAAUAUUGGUACUCGUGCAAAAACUCACCGGCGUCUAAAGGAGAUAGAAAAUAGUUUAAGAGAAUUGAAUAACAUCUCAAGUACACAUACGACGGCUGAAAGCAAUGAAGGAAGUGGAGAAGAAAACAAAACAAAUGCUUUGGAAUCCGUCCGAACUAGUGGCAAUAAAUUAAAUAAAUUAUGGCGGCGUCUAACUUCGCAACAAGUCGGAAAAUAUGUACCUAAUAAACACUAUGAGCUUUCGAAGGCGGAUUUGGAAAGCCUUUAUGAAAACGCAAAGAUAGCAGUGCUUCAGGAUUUUGCCCAGAAUGAGGGUCACUUACCGGCUGAUCUUCUUGAAAAAAGCAUAUCCAAAAACAUAUCACAAACAUCUUUACAACAACAGCAGCAACAUGAGUCUGUUUUUGUACCAUCGUUAAAUUUAUGUACCAGUUCUGAACCAUCUGAUAAAGAAGAAGAGUCGUGGGAAGGAGCAUCUCCAAAUUCAUUAUUACUGGAGGCACCCAGUCCUACCAUAGCAGCAGAAAACUUUAAGCUUUUCGACCGUGAUUCGAAUUCUAUCUUCCUGAUGACAAAGCAUAACUCUGAAUCGAAUUUAUAUCCAAAAAUGAGAAAUUUAUCGUCUUGGACAACUCGUGAUGUUGGAUUAAUUCGCAGCCUUUCUGACACUGUAUUGUAUAAUAAAUGUCGCUCGCCACACGACAACAAAAAUAAAUUAUUAAAUAUAUAUAAAGACGGCUUUGCCGAAAAUUCCAGACGUUCCAUGUCUAAUGCAGAUCGCCUCCCACCAUACAAGACAGAAACAAAUGUAAAAUUGCCGCCUUUCUUUAUCACAUCGCAACAAAAACCAUCCGAGCAAGAAAAUGAUGUCCUAAUACCGGACGCUCUACAGUUUACUACAGCAUCAAACCUACAGAUGGAAGGACCAUCAGUUAUAAACUCCCCAAAUAUUUCUGGCGAAAGUACAACUCGGAGAAAAACAGCGACGGAGAUUGAAGAAAAUUUUGUUGACCCUAGUCUGGGCAAUGAACAAAGCAAACACACUAGUUCAGAGACAGCCUUUCAUACUUUAAAUGAUAAACUAAAACGAACUUAUGAUGAUCAGGAAAUUCAAAAUAGUCCCCAGCUUAUUUCCUCAUGUGCUCAAUCUUCGUGUAGCUCUGAAGUUAAGAGUAAUGAUGGUCCACAUCAAAUCUUGAGCUUUGUAAUUUCAACAGCUUCGAAUCAGGAACAAAUUGACAAUGAUACCAGUUCCUUGAGCAAGAAUAUAUAUGAUUCAAAUGAAAACCAGUCGAUAGAUGAACAAGAAUCAUUCAACUCAAAAACAUUUGUAAGUCAAUCUGUACAAAGUCAAUCAUCCGAAAAUGAAACUGUGGACACAUACGAAGAAGAUUUUGAAAGCACAUGCGAAUUAACGAAAAUAGAUGAUUUAUCACUGCCUCAUUUCGACAGCAUAUUUGAUACCUCUCUAGGUGAUAAAAGUGGUAUUGAGGACUGUGAGGACUGUGAAAAUCAGAUUCAAACAAGUAAAGAAAGUAAAAAUAUUUACCAAGAUGUGCCAACAUGUUCUAGAGUUUUAGAAAAACUCGAAACAACUCAACCGUUGCUGUCUAAUUUAGACAUUUCAACAGCAGCUCCACCGCCACUAGUACCUUCUGCAACAGAUAGUACACGGUACCAAUCAACAGCACAAAAUAUUAACUAUGAAAAUACUUCCCCUGUAAAUACAGUGCAACUAAUGCCCGAUAUUAUAAAUGAACUCGAAAUACGUCGUUGCCAACAAAUUCUAAUUGAAAACGAGCAAAAAAUUAAACAGUUCGACAAUCCUCCAUCUGUAAUGCCGUAUAUGUACGUUCGUGAAAUCCCUAAUAAGCCUCCUCCGCCAUAUGUACCCCCCGCCCAUGGAAGUCCAAUGACCACUAUAUUUCCUUCUGAGGAACGAAUUAAAGAAAUAAGCUAUCGACGCACACAUGAAUUGUACAGCGAACUUUUAAAGACUGAUUAUAUAAACGAAUCUGGCGAAAAGCUACCUUCGGUAAUGGACGAAAAAAUAACAAACAUCUAUGAGCGAAUAAUACUUGAUAUCUGCCGUGAGUAUUUAGACGAGCAUGUGGAGGUUCUUAGGAAAGGUGACCCAAUAAAUUUCUACACUCACCUGGCUUUCUUUAAUCCACCCAAUCGAUUACGAUGUAUGCAAGAGUCUGUUUACAAAGAAGUUCGACGUUGUCUGGCUAUGGACAAAACAACCAAACGGCGUACUCCAAUUUAUUCAGUAUAUGGUCAAAGAGCGAAGCGCGAUCACAUCGGUAAAAUUAUAAUCCAAGAAAUGUAUGAUGAAGACGAGAAAUGGUGUAAUUUUCAUCGCGAAGAAAAUGAAGUCGUGGAACUUAUUAUUUACGAAAUGGUCCAGAAACUUUUAACUGAUGUAGCUAAGAAAGUUCUUGUUGAGGAAGGAGGCACCAUUGAAAUCUCAAACGUAGAUAAGGAAGAUGAAAGUGAUGAAAAUAUACAUCUCAUUUCUCAUGUUGCGGAAUUAACACCACUUAACAGUACAUAACUAGAAUCAAACCAAUAUCCACUUCUGAAAUGCUAAUUGAUAUUGAUUUUGAUUUCAUACGGUUUUCUUGGAAUUUGUACUUAUUUUUACAAGGUCUUCAUUAAAUAUUGAUUUUGUCUUUAUGCAUCGUACUAUACAAACGAAGUACAGUAUGGUGUUUCGUACAAAUUUUUAGCAUAAUAAAUCAAUACAAAGCAAUAAAAGAAUUGUACUUAAUAUUUUAGUCUGAUCGUACAUAAAUUCGACAAUCCCAUUUAGUUUUAGAUUUUGCACUUUUUAUUGAAUUUUAAUAAAGCAAUCGCUAUAUCUUU
Messenger RNA from Rhagoletis zephyria (snowberry fruit fly), 3401 nucleotides. RefSeq lists its product as uncharacterized. Gene Ontology annotation, biological process: microtubule anchoring. Gene Ontology annotation, cellular component: centrosome. NCBI's taxonomy places the organism in Eukaryota, Metazoa, Arthropoda, Insecta, Diptera, Tephritidae. Gene Ontology annotation, molecular function: microtubule binding. The record is from RefSeq and is a predicted model, not a curated record.